UUAUUUACCUAUAUACUCAACCACCUACAACUCUUUUUCUCUCCAUAGCCUUCUCCUCCAUUAUACAUUUCCAACUCUCUCAUAAUCAAAAUAUGUAUUGCCACAAAGGAAAAAACUACAUAUAAGACAAGUACCUACCUAAAUUCAGUUGUGAAUGGUGGGACUAAUCCAUGAAAGCCAAGGUACCAACUUUCUUUGUUUGUACAGAUGAUGACAUCAAAGAGAUUUUGUUGGCAUGGCUUGGAAAGGAUUUCUUGUUGAUUCAUGUGAAAUAGUAUACAUCAAGUUCUUAGACACCAUUUUCAGAAUCAUAACCAUGAAGCAAAAAACACCAACAUCAACAACUACAACCACACCAAGAAGUGUGUUGAAACAUCACCAACAACAACAACAUAGUGAUAAUAAGUCUCUACAAACUGUUCCACAAACACGUUUAAGAGUAAGAGCUUCUUCUAAGGCUAAAGAAUCACCAAAAACACCACCAGAAAUUGUUAAUAGAGUCUCUACCAUUUCAUCAACAAGAGCUAAGUCAGUGCCUCCAGACAUGAAGAACAAUUCAAAGGCCAAAAGAAGUAUUUUUAUGAACAAGGUUGUUAAAUCCAUUGAAGAAGAGGUUGAAAGUUCUCACAAGGGUAGUAAGGAAGGUGAAGUGGCUAAGGUUGUUGUUGUUGCUCCUCCGCGGCGAAGGAGGAUUGAGGAGGAUGAUCCUGAUGUGAAGGAGAAGAAAGAGUUGCUGGAGAAGCUUGAGGUGAGUGAGAAUUUGAUCAAGAGUUUGCAGUCUGAGAUUAAGGCUUUGAAAGAUGAAUUGAAUCAAGUUAAGGGCUUGAACAUUGAUCUUGAGUCUCAAAAUAUAAAGCUUAAUCAAAAUCUUGCUUCUGCUGAAGCUAAGAUUGUAGCUUUUGGCACUAGUAGUAGCACAAGAAAGAAGGAGCCAAUUGGAGAACGCCAGAGUCCUAAAUUUAAAGACAUACAAAAAAUCAUUGCUGACAAAUUGGAAAUGUCUAAGGUAAAAAAAGAAGCCAAUCCUGAGGUGAUUUUUGUUAAAUCUUCGAUUCCAGCUCCAAUUCCGAAUCAUGCAGCCAUUCGUGAAAUUACAAGUUUAGGAAGAAAAUCUCCACCCAACCACUGCCUCAUGCCACCUCCACCACCCCCGCCACCACCAAUUCCGUCUCGGCCUUUGGCAAAAUUGGCUAACACUCAAAAGGCUCCUGCAGUUGUCCAACUAUUUCACUCCUUAAAGAAUCAGGACACGAAGAAAGACUUGAAAGGAUCAAUUAAUCAUCAGAAACCGAUAACUAACAGUGCACACAAUAGCAUUGUAGGAGAAAUUCAAAACCGAUCAGCUCAUCUUUUAGCAAUUAGGGAGGACAUUCAAACAAAAGGGGAGUUCAUUAAUGGCCUUAUAAAUAAGGUUGUUGACGCGUCCUAUGUGGACAUUGAAGACGUCCUCAAGUUUGUUGAUUGGCUUGAUGGUGAACUAUCCACUUUGGCUGAUGAGCGUGCUGUCUUGAAGCAUUUUAAAUGGCCUGAGAGGAAAGCUGAUACGAUGCGUGAGGCUGCAGUUGAGUAUCGCGAGCUUAAAAUGUUAGAACAAGAGAUUUCAUCUUACAAGGAUGACCCUGACAUUCCAUGUGUAGCUAGUUUGAAAAAGAUAGCAAGCCUAUUAGACAAGUCUGAGCGGAGCAUACAGAAGUUAAUUGUGCUGCGAAAUUCUGUCAUACGUUCGUAUCAAAUGUACAACAUUCCAACUGCGUGGAUGCUUGAUUCAGGAAUAUCUAGCAAGAUAAAGCAGUCUUCAAUGACUCUUGUCAAGAUGUACAUGAAAAGAUUGACAAUGGAGCUUGAAUCCAUUCGAAAUUCAGACAGAGAAUCUAAUCAAGAUUCUCUUCUACUACAGGGUGUGCAUUUUGCAUACAGAGCCCAUCAGUUUGCUGGAGGUUUGGACUCAGAAACAUUGUGUGCAUUUGAAGAGAUAAGGCAACGUGUACCAGGACACCUAGCAGGGUCUCGAGAACUUUUGGCUUGCAUAGCAUCAUCAUGAGAAGUCACUGAUUUUUAAUACUGCUACUAAUGGUUACAAAAUGUUGGCGACUAAACAUUCAAUAUUCUUUAAAUAUCUUCUUCGAUGCUCAAUGCUUACAAUGAAGGAUGAACCCCUCACUCAGAAGAUUUUGUGAAGAAAGUAAAUCCCAAUCCAUGGAUAAGUCUGCUAUGAAACUGUUACAGCCUGUCUCACAAUCUAGGAAUAGGAUCUUCGGUUGAGUUAUUUAAUUUCAAUAGUGAAUUUUUUGAGAUAGUUCUCUCUAAUGUUGUAGCUGCAUAUAUAUAUAUAUAUAUAUAUAUAUUUAACAUUUACAAAAUACUCUAAUAAUGUAAUAUUCAUGUUUCAUGUCAUAUGUAGUGUCUGUCAAAUACAUAUUGAAGCAAUCUCUCUUGUAUUAUAUUUGA
Molecule: messenger RNA, 2448 nt
Organism: Medicago truncatula (barrel medic)
Lineage: Eukaryota; Viridiplantae; Streptophyta; Magnoliopsida; Fabales; Fabaceae
Product: protein CHUP1, chloroplastic
Exons: 9
Coding region: 236-2041 (601 amino acids)
Biological process (GO): protein localization to cortical microtubule cytoskeleton
Cellular component (GO): cortical microtubule
Source: RefSeq, a predicted model, not a curated record